Symbiodinium sp. CCMP2592 is the source of this 357-nucleotide messenger RNA. NCBI's taxonomy places the organism in Eukaryota, Dinophyceae, Suessiales, Symbiodiniaceae. The record is from the annotation of a GenBank genome assembly.
AUGCUGACGGGUGCCGUCCUCCCCUCCGCUGGCUCUGCAUUCCUUGGAGGCUUUGACAUCGUUCAGGAUCAGAGGAAGGUCCGACGCUUGUUGGGUUUCUGCCCGCAGCACGAUGCACUCCUUGACCGGCUCACGGUGGGCAUCGUAUCUUCAGGGCGUGCGGUUAGCACCAUGUGCUUGCUCACAUUAUGGUGUCGAUACGCAACUAAUGAGUGUGUGCGUGUGUGUGUGUGCAUAUGUUAUGUGUACGCUGGCGUUGGUGGUUAUGCGUACACGUGUGUCUGUGCGUAUGUCUGUAAGUUUCAUUCAGGUCACACCAGGGGGUUGCAGAGAUCCCAAGUGCCAAGACUGCGAUAA